Messenger RNA from Diatraea saccharalis (sugarcane borer), 438 nucleotides. NCBI's taxonomy places the organism in Eukaryota, Metazoa, Arthropoda, Insecta, Lepidoptera, Crambidae. The record is from the annotation of a GenBank genome assembly.
AUGGCAUUCGUAUUCAAGUUUCUUGUACCUUUCGCUUUGGCAUCAGUGGUUCUUGCCGGUAAAGCCCCGGGUGGCUACUCAUAUAAUCGAUUCAGUGGACCUGUCAGCGGUAGGAUCAUCGAGGUGAAAGUGCCAGCUGCUGAAAAUAUAGCUGCCCAACAGCACGCGGACUACGGUUAUGAUCAUCAAACUGGCAAAAUACAUCCAGACACAGCUAAAUACGCUCAUUUGAAGACUGUAGACUAUGUGGCCAAACCUGAUUAUCAAUACGCAUACGGCGUAGAAGAUCCCCACACCGGCAACUUGCAGAACCAUAAGGAGUUCCGCGAUGGUGACGUCGCUACCGUGCAUAAAAAAGCCGGCGGUCAAGCUCAGAAACCAGUACACUACGGAUACCCCAAACAACAACAAGAAGAAGACGAUUCAAGAGAAUACUAG